AUAUCGGUUUCAAACAUCACAAAUAGAAGUUUUAGCCGAGACACUCUUUGUUUGUUUUGACCAAGUUUCGAUGUUUCGUCGAUGACAUGUGGUGUGGGUGUGUCAGUGUUGUCGUGCCUUCAUGCAUCAUGCCCAUAUAUGAUUUUGCUUUUUGCGUUAUGUCACUACUGCCUCCAUUUGAACCUACCUUUCCACCUACUGAGCCACAUGAGUCGUAGGUUGCGCAUAAAAUUAAUCAGAAGGUCGCUGUUGGGUGAUGAACUACACACCACUAGUGACGAAAUUACUCUCACACAUUUUGGGAAUGUGGGCGGAAAUGGGAUAUUAGGUAUCCUGUGUAUGUCACUAGCGUCGCCUGCAUGGCUUUCAGGAACACAUUUUUUUCUUUUCGUUGCGACGACGAGUUUCAUCGGUACCCUAAUUUGGGUAUUCGUCUACUUUUUGGGUAUUCGAGAAGCGCUCAACUUACCCAUCCACUGGAUACUCACAGAGUUAGUUAAUACAGCGAUCUGUACGGGGGCUUAUGUCAUCGCGUUUAUUGUCCAGCUCUCGAUAUGGCCAGGAGGGCCGCACUGGCACAAGGGAGCCAACAUUGCGGCGGGGGUUUUCGGUAUUUUCAAUGCCCUGGCCUAUGGAUUUGCAACGUAUCUCCUAUACAUCGAAUAUAAAGGAAACAGGACAAACUAAAUCACUCAAAGAACUGACAAAAGUCGCGGUGACAUUUUUAGUCUUAGGUUCAAAAAACGAAGAGGAAUUUUUUGUUUAGUUGUUGUUAGUCAUGUCAUAUUCAUCACUUUUAUAAUUUUUACUCUUUCACUUUUSUAUCAAGUAAUUUAUUGUACACUAAGUGUAUUAACAUGUUUCCUCUAGUGCCUUCACAGCAACUGUCACGAUAAUAAUAAUUCACUUAAAUUUUAUAAGGUUUGUAAAGUUCAAGUAUGAGAAACGCUGGUUCUUUAUACGUAUUUAUAUACAUUUAAGUUUUCAAAUUUUAUCUAAAUAAUGUACAAUUACUGUGUAAAUUUUAGAUUGAAAUAAAAAAUAAAUAAUUGUUUUUAUAAAUAA
This is a messenger RNA of Tribolium madens (black flour beetle), 1065 nucleotides long. RefSeq lists its product as uncharacterized. The transcript is spliced from 4 exons. Bases 82 to 687 code for a protein of 201 amino acids. Gene Ontology annotation, cellular component: membrane. NCBI's taxonomy places the organism in Eukaryota, Metazoa, Arthropoda, Insecta, Coleoptera, Tenebrionidae. The record is from RefSeq and is a predicted model, not a curated record.